AUGGCCGAGCUGAGCGAGCAUGAAAUCCUGUGGAACACCCCGGCGCUCACGUCCCUGCGUCGCCAGCAGCUUGUUAGCCUGUCAAAGAAGUACGGCCUGAGGGCAAACGGCAAGAACACUGAAAUGGUUCAGCGGCUGCACGAAUUCGGCCUUACUCUCACACCUGACGCCAAGACUGCGUUCAACUUUGCCGCCGCGACUGCCGUAGACAACUCGAGCCCGACCAAGAUGACUGCGACCCGCGAUGACGACGAUGUGCAGCUGGCGUCUUCCCCGGUGCGCCACUCACCAACAGUGGUGACCAACACAUCCAGCCUUGAACCCCGGGUCGAGCGGAGGAUUGGGUUCCCAUCAGCGACCCCAGUUGAGGCGCCCGUCAAGCCAUCAGUCCGGUCCCCUCGAGUCCGCGAGUCCGAGACAUGGGAGCUUCUCGACACUGCCGACUCGAGCUUGAUCGAGAUGGAGAUUGACACUGGGGACGAGUCAGCAGGCAGCACCAAGUCGUGGAAGACGGCCACCAACGGCAAGGCGAUGGACGACUUCAACCCCAGCGCCAAGCCAUACGGAGAGCUCCGCACUGUUGGCUCAAUCAAGUCUUUUGCUAGCUCGAUCAAACGCAAGGCUUCGCGCACCCUCUCGGGCUCGCGCUACAAGGAUGAUGGGCCAAGUGUUGUCCCCGGUGCUCCUCCGAUAUUCCUCGCUCAUGAGAACGAGCUUGAGGAAGAGGAACAGGAGAUGCUCCCAGGAUCCCCAGCCUCUGCCAUCGGUGUUGUCAAGCGCCACUCGACCAUGUCACUCAACCAUCGUCCGAGCACCAUCCGUCUCGUGUCUCCCUCGGCCGCUCUCGUUCUGGAGGCGAUCAAGUCACCGUCGCCAGACUUCUCUCCCGCCAUCGACGACGAUCUCCCACUCACGGGACAGAACUCGAUGGAGCUCAUCAAGAAGCGCCGCUCGGUUCAGCUUCAGGCUGGUCGCUCGCCGCGCAAGUCAGUUCGCCCUUCUCCACGCAAGUCGCGCGUCCGUGCUUCCAUGCCCCUUUCGCCAGUGGGAUCCUCCUCCGCCCUUGCCACUUCCGCCUCGAUUCUGAACGUCUACCCCUCACUCCCUGACGUCGACCACCCCAUGACCCCCAUCAAGCAGGUGGCAGCGUCCCCAGAGGUCCCCGGUUCGUACCCCAAGAACCCAACCUCUCCCUCGUUUGUCUUUGGGGCCGGCAAUGGUACUACGAGCGCAGACUUUUCGGAUGCCGGCAUGAAGCUCCUGCAGGAGAUGCAGGCCAAGAUGGGUGGCGCAGGCAGUUUCAACACCGAGCUGCUCAAGGGCAAGCGUGCUGAGGUUACCAAGCUCGUGUCUGUCAACCAGCGAGUCGGCUCUGGUUCCUCAUCUGGUGGCUGGGGCCUGUCGUCCUCAGCCAACGCACCCAAGGACCGCUUCGCAGAGAUUCACCAGCGCGAGUUCUCCAAGAUGCAGUCCAUCUCCCAGCUUGGGGACAAAGCGCGCUCGACCUCUGUGGGAUCCGCCAAGGUCAAGACCGACGUGCCCAUGACUCCCGGCACCAAGCGCAAGGCUUCCAACCCAGAGCCGAUCGUCAGCCCCGGCAAGCGCAAGCUGGAAAGCAACUCUGCCUCCCUUUCCACCACGGUCAAUGGCCUCCCUGCGAAGGCACCCGAGGCCGACGGGGAGGCCCGUGGUGCCAAGCGCACCAAGGUGUCUCUUGUUCACAAGGCGUCGACUGGACUCAAGUACUUCAACUCUCUCCGUGGCGGCUCGUCUACAACUGCUCGUAAGGACACCACUCCCAACCGCAUGCGUAGCAACCUGCGCGGCAAAGAGAGCCGUCCCCGCUUCGGAUUCCUUUCCUCGAAGGCGUCUGUGCAGAGCAUCGACAGCACCACCUCGGAUGACUUUGUCAAGAUCUCUGGCCCGGAUGAGACGUCUACCAAGGGCAAAGCGCCGCAGAUUCCUUCAGUCGUCGCCACCGAGCCUACUCCUGGUACUCUGCGCCGUGCAACGGUUGUGCAGGCCAACAUGCAGAAGAGUCUUUCGAAGCGUGCGCCUAUUCCCCAGUUUGGUCCUCCCGUCACCAAGGUUCCGCUCAAGGACGCCGACGACGACACGGUCACUCGUCCCGCCCUGCGCAAGACGUCCACUCCGUCCACAGCGUCAUUGAGCCGCUCGCACCGCAGUGUGGAGCUGAACCGCACUGCAUCGGGCGAUGACCUCAAGGGCAGCUUCAAGUCAAAGGGCUUCCCCUCUACCGUCCGCGAAGGCGCUGCCACUGCUCGUGACACCCCGCCACGAUCCCUCUCGUCUCGACCAUCAACGCUGUUCGCCCCUACGGCGUCGUCCAUGGCUCGCAUGCAAGCGACGGUCAAGCCUCCUGGUGCCUCCGCAACUGCCAGCCCAAUGCCUCGCCCUCUGCCCCGUCCUCCCAAGCCUUCCGGUAUUCAGAUUACAGGUCCCCAGAUUGCCACCACGACACCAUUUGGUGCUGCCAACAGCCGCGCCAACCACCUGUUCGAGAGCAAUUUCCACCUGCCCCCCAAGGCUGGUGACAAGCCCAGUGGCCUUCCAAAGAUGACAAGCUCCCCCUCGGCCGCCUCCCUGCUGUCCCCGCGCAAGCGCCCUGCGGCGGUGACGAGCAGUCGCCCAACCAUCUCGUCGCCCAUGCGUCUUGGUACCCUCAAGUCUCCGGCUCGCGCUAGCCUUAGUGCGCAGCGUGCGCGUGAUCGCGCGUCGGGUGUCGCAGGCGUCAAGGCGCGCAACCACGAUGAUGCUGGCGUCGCCCAGCGUCGUGCAGACAUCAAGGCCAAGCACGACCGUGUCCGCGAGGAGCGCGAGCUGCGCAGCAUGCUCGGUUAA
Apiotrichum porosum is the source of this 2862-nucleotide messenger RNA. RefSeq lists its product as uncharacterized. The record is from RefSeq and is a predicted model, not a curated record. The transcript is spliced from 4 exons. NCBI's taxonomy places the organism in Eukaryota, Fungi, Basidiomycota, Tremellomycetes, Trichosporonales, Trichosporonaceae. Bases 1 to 2862 code for a protein of 953 amino acids.